Molecule: messenger RNA, 993 nt
Organism: Pistacia vera
Lineage: Eukaryota; Viridiplantae; Streptophyta; Magnoliopsida; Sapindales; Anacardiaceae
Exons: 3
Coding region: 1-993 (330 amino acids)
Source: RefSeq, a predicted model, not a curated record
AUGGAUUCUGGAGCAACAGAUCAUGUUACUUCAGACUUGAACCAAUUAAGUGCAAGUAGGAGCUAUGAUGGAAUAGAACAGCUUCAGGUUGGCAGUGAUAGUUUAGGUUCUGUUGAGGUUUCUUCCAAAAACAGCACAAAUAGUUUAGAUUCUGUUGAAGUUUCCAACUAUGUACGGUCAAAACUUAGUUCUAGUCAGUCUCCUUCUAUUACAUGUAUUGAGAAUAAAGAUGAAUCUCAUGUAACUGAUUUUACAUCUAAUAAUUGUACUUCUUUGCUGAAUAAUAAGAAUACAGUUCAAUGCCAUUCUAUUCCCUUAAAUUCUACUACUUUGUGUACUGAUUCUGAUUCUUUACAUUCUUUACAUGUUGCUCAACUACAUGCUAAUAAUUUGAAUGAUACAGCUUCUAAUAAUUCUACAACAGAUGCACUGCAUUCUCAUUCACUUGCUGAUACUUUACAUUCUCUUGACAAUACUGAUAUUUCAUCUACUGGUCAAUUGCAUGCUACUUCUUUAUAUCAUUCUGAUUUGAUACAUGAUACAUUACAUUCUCAAUUGCAUGACUUUAGUGCACCAUGUUCAACAGCCCUAGUAUCUGCAUCUAGUAAAAAUAGUAACACUGCUUUAAUUUGGCACAGAAGAGUUGGUCACCCUCAUGCUGAGCAGUUGUUACAGGUUUUUAGAAUUAAGUACAAUCCAUAUGGCUCUCUAAAAAAGUACAAAGCUAGGCUGGUUGCAAAGGGAUUUCAGCAAACUCCAAGUCUUGACUGUUUCGAGACCUUCAACCUAGUGAUUGAACCAUCCACCAUUCGAAUAAUCCUUACCUUGCCCAUAACCAAUGGAUUGGACAUUCAACAAAUUGACAUAAAUAAUGCUUUUCUGAAUGGUACUCUUAAUGAGACUGUGUUUAUGAAGCAACCAGAAGGUUUUGAGCAUCUUGAGUUUCCUGGAUACGUAUGUAAAUUGGAAAAAGCUUUAUAUGGGCUCAAAUAG